Molecule: messenger RNA, 1293 nt
Organism: Conger conger (European conger)
Lineage: Eukaryota; Metazoa; Chordata; Actinopteri; Anguilliformes; Congridae
Gene: vipr2
Product: vasoactive intestinal peptide receptor 2
Exons: 14
Coding region: 1-1293 (430 amino acids)
Biological process (GO): cell surface receptor signaling pathway; adenylate cyclase-modulating G protein-coupled receptor signaling pathway
Cellular component (GO): plasma membrane
Molecular function (GO): vasoactive intestinal polypeptide receptor activity; G protein-coupled peptide receptor activity; peptide hormone binding
Source: RefSeq, a predicted model, not a curated record
AUGAAAAACAGCAUGGGGCUGAUGCGGCUGCAUUUGGUGAUCACCCACGGAAGGCACCCUGUGUGUCACUUCAUGUCAGAUCUGAAGACAGCAGAGGAUGAAUGUAGUGGACGACUUAAGGAACAGCCCUACCUGUACUCCAAAGGAUGCAGGGGGACAUGGGAUAACAUAUCAUGCUGGGACCAUGCGGAGGUUGGAGUGAUGGUCACCAAUCCUUGUCCGCUUGUACUCCGAAACCUGUUUGGCAGAGAUGGAAACAUCAGCAAAAACUGUACGGAGGAUGGAUGGUCUGAAGUGUUUCCCAGCAUAAACAGUGCUUGUGGAUCUGAGACAAAGAAGGAUAAGCGGUUGGUGUUUUAUACAGUGGUGAAGACACUAUACACGCUGGGACACAGUUUGUCCUUGAUAGCUCUCAUCACAGGAAGUACCAUUCUCUGCCUUUUCAGAAAGCUUCAUUGUACCCGGAAUUACAUCCACUUGAAUCUCUUCUUGUCGUUUAUCUUGAGAGCUGUUGCCAUAUUGGUGAAGGACACGGUGAUUUUUUCACAUGAUACCGACUGCACAGAGCAGCCAUCUCUGAUUGGAUGCAAGGCCAGCCUGGUUUUCUUUAACUACUUCAUCAUGGCCAAUUUCUUCUGGCUGCUGGUGGAGGGGCUGUACCUGCACACCUUGCUCAUGGUGAUAUUCUCUGAAAAUAGACACUUCAUCAUUUAUCUCCUGAUCGGUUGGGGAAUUCCUACAGUGUUUGUGAUAGCGUGGACUAUCACUCGGAUAUAUCUAGAAGAUACAGCAUGUUGGGAAAGAAAUGACAAUCCCAUUCCAUACGGAGUGGUCAAUGGGCCCAUAGCGUUCUCAAUUAUAGUGAACUUUAUCCUGUUUCUCAAUAUAAUACGGAUCCUGGUUCAGAAGCUCAGGUGUCCAGAUGUGGGAGGAAAUGACCAGUCUCAGUACAGGAGACUGGCCAAAUCCACUCUACUGCUGAUCCCUUUGUUUGGAGUCAAUUAUGUCAUCUUUGUGUAUCUGGCAGAAAAUGAAUCCAUGGAAAAUUACAAAAUAUUUUUUGAUCUGGUUAUCGGGUCAUUUCAGGGCUUAGUUGUGGCCAUUCUCUACUGCUUUUUAAAUAGUGAGGUGCAGAGCGAGCUGAAGAGGAUGUGGAGGAGCGUCUGCCUGACCUAUCUGAGCCGCGAGUAUCGGCUCCAUAGCUCCUCCCUCUCUCAGAACAGCUCAGAGUCUCAGUUCCACCGGAAAUCAAGGGCCCAGUCCUUCCUGCAGACUGAAACCACCGUCCUGUGA